GGGCACUCGAGUUGGAGAACAAGUUGUUAUAAGCUGUGAGUACAUACUUAUAUAUUCCCAUGCAACCUUCUGAGUCUUAGAUAGUUAGGAGAGUAGUACCAAACUCGAGUUUUAGUAGACACACACCUUUGUAAACUAUGUUUCGUGUAAUUCCCGCUGCGGCGAGAUCCUCAUCUUUCCUGCGUCCCGCUCUCCCUGCCGUCAGCGGAGGGUUGAGACGCACAUUCCACUCAUCACCUGCUCCUAAAGCAGAUGAUAAGGAGAAGAAAGUAGAAGGUAAGGUAGAAACCGACUUCCUAACGUCUGCCACCGGACGAACCGGAACCGCUGUAUUGACAGCCGGUUUGGCCGCUUUUGCCUUCAGCAAGGAGCUUCUUAUUCUUCACGAGGAGACUCUCAUCAUUGGAACCAGUCUGGCCUUCCUUUACACAGCCUACAAAGUUGGUGCCGAGCCAAUAGACACCAUGCUGAAAGAGCGCGCACGCGAUAUCUACGACACACUCUCUAAGACCAAGAUUGCGCGAGAGAAAGCCCUUGUGGAGGCUAUUGAAGAGGAGGCUAGCUACGAGAGUCUACCCGCCCAGCUCAGUACCAUUAUGGAUGUGCACCAGGAUGUGAUUGACUUGCAGUACGAGUACGAACACAGAAAGAUCAUGCACGAUGCCCACGACUUGGUGAAGGGAAAGCUGGAUAAGAUUGUUCAGCUCGAGUCCAAGAUCCGCACCGCUGAGCAGGCGCAGAUUGUGGACACACUUGAGGCUGCUGUCAUUCAACACUUCAAGAACCAGAAGGGUGACCCCGCACUCAAGGACGCCAUCGCCGCUCUUGGUUCUGUCAAGCUUUAAAUUGGAAACCUCGACGAUUGUUAAGCCUAUGAGUGCUUUUAUGGUGUCACGGAAUCCGAUUGAAUAGCGACUAACGGCUGAAAGGGCGCAUACACUCUGCGGGAAUUAUUUCAUACAAAAGAAGUACCGCGCCAGUCGAUUAAACAAUUACUGGUUAUUCAUAGGCC
Molecule: messenger RNA, 1012 nt
Organism: Sphaeroforma arctica JP610
Lineage: Eukaryota; Ichthyosporea; Ichthyophonida
Exons: 5
Coding region: 138-845 (235 amino acids)
Biological process (GO): proton motive force-driven ATP synthesis
Molecular function (GO): proton transmembrane transporter activity
Source: RefSeq, a predicted model, not a curated record